UGACACACUAUCGAUAUAAAAGGGAAAAAAAAAAAAGUCUAACGCUGGAGGGAAUUACAAAAUGGUAAAAAAAAUUUUUAAUGUCCUAUCAACAGUAAUAUAAUGUAUUUGUUGUCAAUUCCACGUUUGAAGUCUUGUUCUCGCAGCAAACUUCAGGUUAAUAUAGCAUUAAAGGGCAAUUUCAUUUGUAUCCUGGGCUUGAUAUAAUUUAGGGAUGAGUCAGAAAGGUUUUAUAUAUAGCUUUGUGGCAAAGGGUACAGUUGUUUUAGCAGAGCACACGCCAUACUCGGGGAACUUUAGUACCAUUGCUGUUCAAUGUUUACAGAAGCUUCCUUCAAAUAGCAGCAAGUACACAUACUCAUGUGAUGGGCAUACAUUUAACUUCCUUAUUGACAAUGGAUUUGUUUUUCUUGUUGUUGUGGAUGAAUCAUCAGGAAGAAGUUUGCCCUUUGUAUUUCUUGAGCGUGUGAAGGAUGAUUUUAAACAGCAUUAUGGUGCAAGUAUUAAGAAUGAGGCGCAUCCGCUUGCAGAUGAUGAUGACGACGAUGAUGACUUGUUUGAAGACCGAUUUAGCAUCGCCUACAAUCUCGACAGAGAGUUUGGGCCAAGGCUCAAGGAACACAUGGAAUAUUGUAUGAACCACCCAGAAGAGAUCAGCAAGCUAUCCAAAUUAAAGGCCCAGAUAACAGAGGUCAAGGGAAUUAUGAUGGACAAUAUUGAAAAGGUUUUGGAUCGUGGGGAGAAAAUUGAACUUCUGGUAGACAAAACAGAGAACCUACAGUUCCAGGCUGACAGUUUCCAGAGGCAAGGAAGACAACUGCGACGGAAGAUGUGGCUGCAGAAUCUCCAAAUGAAGUUGAUGGUAGGAGGAGCAAUCCUUGCUCUGAUUGUUAUACUUUGGCUUCUUGUCUGUCGAGGUUUCAAAUGUUAAGUGGGGGACACAUCCAGAUGGCGAAAGAUGGUGGUAGCAUUUUCUUGUUUUUUAGUCCUUCGGUGUACAAAAAUUUUAUAUGUUCUUUGAAGAGAUCGGUGGUGGAAUGAGAUCCAACUAUUGCUUAGUGCUGUAAUUACACCUUUCUACUUAUUGAUGUAGAGAAUGUGACCAACCAAGCAGUUGAUAUUUGUGUGGUGAAAAUGCAUUUAAAAAAAAAAAACCACCCUGUGAAAUUUCUGUGCUUUUUA
Molecule: messenger RNA, 1182 nt
Organism: Hevea brasiliensis (rubber tree)
Lineage: Eukaryota; Viridiplantae; Streptophyta; Magnoliopsida; Malpighiales; Euphorbiaceae
Product: vesicle-associated membrane protein 727
Exons: 6
Coding region: 215-931 (238 amino acids)
Biological process (GO): vesicle-mediated transport
Cellular component (GO): membrane
Source: RefSeq, a predicted model, not a curated record